Molecule: messenger RNA, 1567 nt
Organism: Syngnathus acus (greater pipefish)
Lineage: Eukaryota; Metazoa; Chordata; Actinopteri; Syngnathiformes; Syngnathidae
Gene: dffb
Product: DNA fragmentation factor, beta polypeptide (caspase-activated DNase)
Exons: 7
Coding region: 70-1083 (337 amino acids)
Biological process (GO): apoptotic process; apoptotic DNA fragmentation
Cellular component (GO): nucleus; cytoplasm
Molecular function (GO): DNA endonuclease activity
Source: RefSeq, a predicted model, not a curated record
GACAGACAACAAACAAGCGCACAAGAAGGCGAGUUUUGGGAAACAAGACUUGUGCAGAUAAGCAGCCAAAUGUUUGAGCUCUUCAGAAAAAGCAGGCCUUACAAAAUCAGAAGCCUCCACGAUAACAGGAAGUAUGGAGUUGCAGCGAGAAACGUUAAGGAACUGCUUAAAAAGGGUUGCAACAUAUUAGAGUUGCCACUUUCUGGUGCAAAUCUUUGUUUGUACGAAGACGGCACAACGGUGACAAAAGAGUUUUUCGGAACUUUGCCUGACAAUACAGAACUUGUUGUCCUCUGCAAAGAUCAGACAUGGGGCGGAGCGGUGUGUGACAUUGCCCAGUUACUAAGCUCGGACCAGCACACCAAGGCCCUCGUCCGAGCGGCGAAAGGCCUCCUGACGGGAGAGAAAUCUCCCAAGAGGCAGAAAAUCCUGAGCGACCUUCUACGGACCCUCGAGGACAGAUCAGAGCUGGAGAGCAGAGAUGAGGAUGAAGACUGGUUCAGGGGCGUGGAAUCUCGCUUCAAGACCAAGUCUGCCUACUUGAAGUAUAACUGUGAAAGCAGGAUUAGAAGCUACAUGAAAGAGUUGGAUGAAGCCACCAAAUCAGUGCAGAAAGCUAAAGUCCAAAAAGAGUGUUUGCAAGCGGCGGAGAGCAUCUCGCAGAUGCUCAAGUUGGACAAAUACAAUGGCUGCUACUUUGACCGCACUCAAAAGGAGACGCAGCGACUGUGUACCCGAGAGGGCUGGUUCACCUGCAUGGGCCCUUUUGACCAGGCCAAAUGUGUGUCACUCCACUCCAUCAACCCGUACAGCAGCAGGGAGAGCCGCAUCCUGUUCAGCACUUGGAAUCUGGACCACAGGAUUGAAAAGAAGCGUACCAUCAUUCCAGAUCUCCUGGAAGCGCUGCAGAAUCAUACAAGUGAUGACAUCAAUUUGACCUACUUCUAUAGACUGCUUUUUACGCGGGACAACCUGAAGCUGGUCCACAUCGUGUGCCACAAGAAGGAAGCCCACAAUGUGCCAUGUGACCCAAACAAAAUUUUUAAAAGAAAGCGCCAGCGGAAAAAGAUACGCUUAAAAUGAAUUCAUAACAUUUUUGAUUGCCAACAAAAUGACCUCACUGUUUUAAUCGCUUUGAUCACCUACUACGCUUUUUCUCAAGGAAUGACAAGACAUCACUUUGCAGCCGCCUAAACUGAAGCAGGAAAACAUGAAACAGGGCAAUUUGUCGUUAGUCUUGGCACAGUAAUGUUUACUGGAUUAAAUGUUUACAAUGACUGCUGAGUUUGACAAUCACUCAGUCUGAACGUUGCAUAGUACAAUAUGAAAAACAUUCACCAUGAAUAAGGCAUGGAGUAAAAAAAGUAUAAAUAUACAAAACAUGUAGAUGUCCUGAUCAAUCUGCUCGAGACACUGUCUUCAACAGCUAUGAAGCUCAGAGAUGACUUGAUCACAAGUUAACUUUUUUGAGUGACUUUUUGGAGGGUUAACAAUGUGUCAUGAGAUAUACAUGAAGAAAUAUCAUUUGAUAUACAAAGAUGUACAGUUAAAGCUGCCUAAAUAUAAU